AAUUGGCUGGCUCCCUCACAGCUUUGGCAAGUCAAUUCUUACGUUUCAAUUACCCGUUAUAUAUAUACAUACAUAUAUAUAUAUAAUCGUCUGUCAUUUCUGAAGAGAUCUGCAAUUGACAGAAACAACACCUUUUGAUUGCGUUAUUUGUACGGAGGAGGAGGAGCUUCGAGCACGUUGUAGCUAUGGCGACUGUGGGCCAGUUGCAGAAACAGUUUGUUGACUUCUCCACUUCUCUCUACCGCGAGGGGUUUUUGGAUGAUCAGUUCAUACAGCUACAGAAACUGCAAGAUGAGAGCAAUCCGGAUUUUGUAUUCGAAGUUGUUUCCCUCUUCUUUGAGGAUUCUGAGAAGCUUCUCAAUAAUUUGGCCAUUGCCCUCCAACAGCAGGUUGUAGAUUUUAAGCAGGUCGAUGCCCAUGUUCAUCAGUUCAAAGGCAGCAGUUCCAGCAUAGGUGCACACAGGGUGAAGAAUAUGUGUGUUGCCUUCAGAAACUUCUGUGAAGAGAAAAACCUCGAUGGGUGUUUGAGAUGUUUGCAGCAAAUAAAUCACGAGUACUGUCUUGUCAAGAACAAGCUCGAAAACGUGUUCAGGCUGGAGCGACAAAUCUUGGAAGCUGGUGGAACAAUCCCGUUAAUAGCAUAACUCUCGAGCUAUAUUACAUGGUAAGAACACAGAACGGGGCUCUGCUUUGACCGCUAGUUUUUGUGUUAGAUUUUAGAUCUAAAUAUGUCUGAGUUGAAUGGGAUGUGUGAAUUAAAAUUACAUGUUUUCUUGAUUCCUCCUCUCGUUUUAUGUUUUCUUCUAUAUUGGCAUUUGUAAUGUUGCAUGUAGCUGUUAAUUACGUUUCUUCUACUGUGUUCUUCUUUGGUUUUGGUUUUGGUUUUAACUUUUUAAGGUUGUAGCCUAGUACUGUUGAUCUUGUAAUUUAAGAAAGAGAACUGAUUACGAUGAUUGUGGUUCGAGUAAUCAUUUUUCUUUUUAAUUUGUCAAAAAUCGCAAUUUGCUUCUCUU
This is a messenger RNA of Erythranthe guttata (spotted monkey flower), 1013 nucleotides long. RefSeq names its product histidine-containing phosphotransfer protein 1. The record is from RefSeq and is a predicted model, not a curated record. Lineage: Eukaryota; Viridiplantae; Streptophyta; Magnoliopsida; Lamiales; Phrymaceae. Gene Ontology annotation, molecular function: histidine phosphotransfer kinase activity; protein histidine kinase binding. Gene Ontology annotation, cellular component: cytoplasm; nucleus. Gene Ontology annotation, biological process: phosphorelay signal transduction system; cytokinin-activated signaling pathway; phosphorylation.